AUGAUCUUUAUAUUCACUCUUUGUGCAAGUUUCUUUUCUUUUUUGAUUUCUUUUCCUUCUUUAUCUUUCUUUUUUGCCCUUUUGCUUUGUUCUCCUCUUUUUCCUUGUUUUGCUCCUUUCAUUCUGUUUAUUUUUCUUCCUUUUCUUUCUUUUCUUUCUUUUUUCUUUUUCUCAUUUUCUUUCCUUUUCUUUCUUUUUUCUUUUUUCUUCAUUUUUCAUUCUUUUCCUCCUAUUUAUUAUUCUUUCCUUUUCUUUCUUUUCCUCCUUUUUUUCUUCUUGUUCCUUUCUUUUUCUCAUUUUCUUUGUUUUCUUGCCUUUUCUUUUCUCUUCAUUUUUCAUUCUUUUCCUCCUAUUUAUUAUUCUUUUUCCUUUCUUUUUUUUUUCCUCCUUUUUUUUUUUUUUUUUCUUUCUUUUCUCAUUUUCUUUCCUUUUCUUUCCUUUUCUUGCCUUUUCAUUUUUCUUCAUUUUUCAUUCUUUUCCUCCUAUUUAUUAUUCCUUCCUUUUCUUUCUUUUCCUCCUUUUUUCUUCUUGUUUCUUUCUUUUUCUCAUUUUCUUUCCUUUUCUUUCCUUUUCUUGCCUUUUCUUUUUUCUUCAUUUUUCAUUCUUUUCCUCCUAUUUAUUAUUCUUUCCCUUUCUUUUUUUCCUCCUUUUUUUCUUUUUCUUUCUUUCUUUUUCUCAUUUUCUUUCCUUUUCUUUCCUUUUCUUGCCUUUUCUUUUUUCUUCAUUUUUCAUUCUUUUCCUCCUAUUUAUUAUUCCUUCCUUUUCUUUCUUUUCCUCCUUUUUUCUUCUUUCUUCUUUUCCCUUCUUCUCUUUUUCUCUUUCUUUCUUCCUCUUUUUGCUUUUUCUUUCCUUUUAUUUCUUUUCCUCAUUUUCUUUCUUUUUCUUCUUCCUUCUUUUCUUUCUCUUUCUUUAUUUACUCCCUUUUUCCUUUUUUCUUUCUCUUUUUCCUUUUUUUUUUUCUUACACUUUCUUUCUUUUAUCCUUCAUCCGUGUUUUUCUUUGUUUUUUUUUUCUCCACCCUUUCUUUCAUUUUUUCUACUUUUCUUUCAUUUUCUUCCAAAUUCUCCUCCCAUCCUUUUCUUUCCUGCCAAUUUACUUCCUUUCUUCAUCAUCCGUUUUUCUUUUUAUGUUAUUGUCACUUUACCUCCUUUCCUCCUUUUCAAAUUUCGAUCCCUUUCCAAACCUACGAUGCCUUGCAACCCAACGAAUCAUAUAUCAAUUUCUUUUCAAAGGAUCUGUUCAUAUCUAUUUAUCUAUCUCAGUUUUUCAUAUCUAUCUCUCUACCCAUCUCUCUCAGUCUUUUCACUAUCUAUCUAUCUAUCUAUCUAUCUAUCUAUCUAUAUAACAGUCUUUUCAUUAUGUAUCUACCUAAGUCUUUUCAUACCUAUCUAUCUCAGUCUGUCCUUAUCUAUCUAUCUGUUUAUCCUUAUCUAUCUCUGUUCAUGUCUAUCUAUCUAUCUAUCUAUCUAUCUAUCUAUCUAUCUUUGUUCUUAUCUAUCUAUUUUAGUCUGUUCUUAUCUAUGUAUCUGUUUUCAUAUCUAUCUAUUUACCUAUGUAUCAGUCUUUUCAUUAUCUAUCUAUCUACCUAAGUCUUUUCAUACCUAUCUAUCUCAGUCUGUUCUCAUCUAUCUAUCUAUCUAUCUAUCUAUCUAUCUAUCUAUCUAUCUAUCUAUCUAUCUAUCUAUCUCAGCCUGUUCAUGUCUGCCUGUCUAUCUAUCUUACUUUCUCUACCUUAGUUUGUUCAUAUCUAUCUAUCUAUCUAUCUAUCUAUCUAUCUGUGAGGUAUGGAUUCUUGAUUAUUCUGAUAUUAUUAAAACAAUAUACUUUUCUAUCUAUCUAUCUAUCUAUCUAUCUAUCUAUCUAUCUAUCUAUCUCAGUCUGUUCAUGUCUGUCUGUCUAUCUAUCUCAGUCUGCUCUUAUCUAUCUAUCUCUCUCUCUCUCUCUCUCUCUCUAUCUAUCUAUCUAUCUAUCUAUCUAUCUAUCUCAGUCUGCUCUUAUCUAUCUAUCUAUCUAUCUAUCUAUCUAUCUAUCUAUCUCAGUCUGCUCUUAUCUAUCUAUCUAUCUAUCUAUCUAUCUAUCUAUCUAUCUAUCUAUCUAUCUAUCUCACUUUCAAUUUUUUUUUUUGUUCUCUCAAUGAUUCACUUCCUUGUUUAUUUUGUUCAUUAUUUUAUUGCAUUUCCCUUUCUGAUUCCUUCAUUUCUUUUUAAAUUUCUUUAG
Molecule: messenger RNA, 2217 nt
Organism: Acanthosepion pharaonis
Lineage: Eukaryota; Metazoa; Mollusca; Cephalopoda; Sepiida; Sepiidae
Source: the annotation of a GenBank genome assembly